ACCUCAAUCUCGCCGUGACCGCCAUCCAACACGCGCACCAGUCGUCUUCGUCGCGCCGUCAGUCCGCCAGCCAGCGCGAAGGUCGCCGCACACCCGAACCACGCUCACAAGAUCUGCCCCAGCCGUCCAAAUCGCCAGCCACACUUCCCGAAAACCCCAAAGGGGUGACGUUUCCACCCGUCCGCGUCGAUCCCGACGCUCUCCGCCGGCGUCCCGACGCACCCGGCCUCCCUGGGCCGCCCGGAAGGAACAUGUGCACCUCCGCCGCCUGAGCGCAGUGUCAGGGUUCCGUUGCCGCAAUCGGCGAGUUGUUGAUGUGCGUGCUUUUUUAGUUUAGUUAGUAUUUUUUUAUUUUAGUUGUUUUUAACUACUUUGUUCAAGAGUUUUUUUCGUUUUUUUGUUGUUGGUGUGACUGUGUGUGUGUGUUUUGUUGUGGAUUGUUGGGCCGGGACCGAGAUUAUGAAUCAUGCGGCAGUAAGGUGACAAACGAUGCAGAAGAUGGAUUCUAGAAUUGGUCUCGACUUCAUUGUCGAGAAUCCAGAGUAUAUACGAAAAUUGGCAGCUGCCUUGGACACGACCAACGUGACUGUGAAAAAGCAAGUUUUCGAACUGCUUUCCGCACUGUGUGUUCAUAACGCAGAAGGCCAUGCAAGGGCAUUAGACACAUUAGAAGAUUAUAAGAAAAUGAAGGGGGAGAGAUAUAGACUGAGUAUGAUAGUUAAAGAGCUAGACAGAUCUACCAUCGUAGAGUACCAAACUGCUUUGGUCGCUUUCAUCAACUGUCUCAUAAUCUCCACGCCUCGUCUAACAGAUAGAACAAGGCUCAGGAACGAGUUUAUUGGAUGUCAUCUACUUCCUGUGCUGAACAAUCUGAGGAAAUGUGCAGAAGCUGAACCAGAACUGGCAGUCCAGCUGGAUGUUUUCGAUGAGCAACGUGACAGCGACGACGCCCAAACAGCUCAACAAGGACCGCACGGAGUAGAUCUGAACUCCCCCUUAGACGUGUUCUAUGCCAUACUGAAACAGGUAGCUGAAACACCACAGGAGAUACCAUUUCUGAGCAUCCUGCAACACCUGCUGCGCAUCGAUCCGAAAGAGGCCAUCAGUGACAUAAUAUGGGACACAGCGGAACGUCUGGUGCACAGGGCAACCCUUCUAGAAAACAGGGAUGAUGCUUCUAGGUUACUACGAGCUCCUAGCGUGCAGAACAGACUCUAUUGUCACUGCCAACAAAGGUCACCUGAUGGCAAUAUGAGCAGGAGGCAAUCGCUGUCUACGCCACUGAGUCCCACCACCACUGGACCCGUUCCCCCACCUCCACCUCCAAGCAGUGGUCCGUUACCUCCUCCUCCUCCACCUCCUCCUAAUAUUCCCCUACCUCCUUCGAUUCCCCCUCCAGCACCUAUUCCACCUCCUUCUCCCCAUAGACUUCAAGUCCGUCCACCCAUUAUGAGGACAGAACCAGAAGCUGUGAUACAAAGGUUACCACAACAAGAGAUACCAGCGCCAAAAAUCAAGAUGAAGACCAUCAACUGGAAUAAAAUACCAAACAAUAAGGUGGUAGGCAAAAACAACGUAUGGACUCAGGUAGCUUACUCCCACCAGCACUCUCCAAUGACAGACAUGGAUUGGUCAGAAAUGGAAGGCCUUUUCUGUCUGCAAGCUCCCCCCUCCCCUAAACUUGGCGGACGAGAGUCUGCUUCGAACACAGCUGACCCUGUGGAAAGAAGACUGAGGAAAGACAACGCAGAGAUAACUUUAUUGGACGGCAAAAGAAGCCUGAAUGUAAAUAUAUUCCUUAAGCAGUUCAGGAGUUCCAACGAAGAAAUAGUGCGUUUGAUCAGAGAGGGGGCUCAUGAAGAAAUAGGAGCUGAAAAAUUGAAGGGGCUGUUGAAGAUUCUUCCAGAAUUGGACGAACUGGACAUGUUGAGGUCCUUCAAUGGCGACUUCCAUAAAUUAGGGAAUGCUGAAAAAUUUUUAGUGCAAUUAAUUCAAUUAUCCAAUUAUAAAUUACGCAUAGAAAGCAUGCUACUGAAAGAGGAAUUCGCAUCGAACAUGAGCUAUUUACAGCCCAGCAUCAAUUCCAUGAAGCUCGCAGCGCAAGAUCUGAUGACCAAUAAACCGCUUCAGGAGGUACUCUAUAUGAUUCUGGUAGCAGGCAAUUUUCUGAACGCGGGAGGUUACGCUGGAGAUGCUGCUGGUGUGAAAUUAACCUCUUUGCAGAAGAUAACAGACAUACGAGCUAACAGACCUAACAUGAAUCUAGUCCAUUUUGUAGCUUUGCAAGCAGAAAAAAGAAAUACAGAGUUGGCAAGUUUCACACAAAAUAUUGGGCUUCUAGAAGAUGCUGCAAAGACUACAGUUGAACAGUUACACAAUGAAAUCAAUGCUUUGGAUGUUAGAAUAAAGAAAAUAAAGAAACAAAUUGAAAGCUUCAAUACUGAAAUAGAAAUAAGGCAUCAAAUGGUGGAUUUCUUAUUGUAUGCUGAGCAAGAAGUAGAAAAUGUGCAGAGAGGAAUGAAAGAAUUGGAAAGUAUCAGAGUCAAGCUUGGAGAAUUUUUCUGUGAAGAUCUCAACACUUUCAAACUAGAAGAGUGCUUCAGAAUAUUUCAUGGUUUCUACUGCAAGUUCAAGCAGGCCUUGACAGAAAACGAGAGGAGGAAGUUGCAAGAGGAGCAAGCCAUGGCUAGAAGAAAACAAAGGGAAGAACUGCUGGCCAUCAAAAGGAAACAAAUGGAAUCAAUGGCUAAUAGUGCGGAUUUAGAAACACCCUUUAUUGAUCUUCAACUCUAUGAUCCGAAAAGUACCUCAUUAAAAAAGGGUAGAAAAGCACAGGCGAACUCAGAAGAUGAACAGUCUAUAACAGGUUCUCCUCUUUCAAGGAGACGAUUAGGUUCCUUCAAUGGAAACGGUGAUUCAUCUUUCAACAGAGAAGAAAGAUCCCCAGAUAUAACACCAAACGGCAGCCUUAGAAGAAGAAGGAGCAGAGUUCUGUCAGAAGAAGAUGAGGGUAACCUAAUGGACUUCCUCAGGUCUUCUGGCAACGAGAAUAAUAGGGAAAGAAAGUCAUGGGGAAGUUUAGAUCGAUCGUGGGCGAGAAAAAUCCGAGGUAGUGGACCAAGAAAGAGACCUGCUCUGCUGAACGCAGACUUCAGCUCCGACAGAGAGAGGCCGUCAUCUCCUUCUCCUCUUUCUGAAUACAAACCAAUAGUUACCUCAGCGCCCGAAGAGGAGACAACAACGAAAAAACCCAAAGAAUGGCGGCAGAAGAUCGAAUCUUGGCUACAUUCGAACGACAACGAUCAAACGACAGACGAAUCCAAAAGGCAGGCAAGGAAAUUGACCAAUAGAAGGAGUUUGGAGAUGGAUUCAGAGAGUGAAAGAAGUGGUACUCUGGAUACCUUACCUGAAGGAAAACAAGUCUACAGUGGAAGUCAGUCGUCUUACAGAAAAAUUCACCCUGCCUGGAAACCUUCAACAACUAUAGACAACACAGAUGUCGUUGGUGCAAUAGAAGCAGUGGAAGAGAUGCAGCCACAAAUCAAAGACAAGUCGGCUUGGCGAAAGUCAACGUUGAAUGUCGCCAACAGCACAGAGGAAACUCCAGAAGAAAAAUCCCGCCACAGGUACCAACCUAGACACGUUGACUUAUCCAGAAGUUUAGAAGGCGAAAACGAGAGGAAAUCUCUCAUUACUCAGCUUGGUGCCAAGCCUGCGAACGAUAAGCUCACCCUGUAUAUAAGACAACCUAGUGAGUUAUCGAGAGAUGAUAAGCCAUCGAAUUUGGUCCAAGUUCCGAGGAGAGUCAGGGAUUCUCAAAGUAGUUUGGAUCAAAGUGUAAAUAACAAAGUGGAUAUAGAUCAAGAUAAUAUCGAGACGCCGCCUGCUGUGAGGAAAAUCUUUGUGCCUUCCCCUGUUGAUAAGAGGGAUCCAGUGCCUCCUUCGCCUUGCAGCAGAAGGAUGCUGAAUAGAAACGACAGUGAAGAAACAGAGGUUCUGGGCGAUGGACAAUUCGACAGACAUUCUGCAGCAAGAAGAACUAGAAGGUUCAAACGUAGCACAGACGCUUCGGAGUCUUCUUCACCUCCAGAGCUCGCUUGCGACACGCAACUGACCAAAGAAUCUUCACCAAUUGACAUUCCAGUGCCACGCCAAACUGCCGACACUGUGGAUGAGACUGCAGCCAGGUUGAAGGUGUGGCAAGACAAGCUCAGGAACCAAGAGUCUGAAAGUAGAUUGAAUAGAAGAAACAGAAACCAUACUGAGAUCAGGCCUGAAGACGUCAAGAAAGCCUUCCAGAUCAGCCAAUCGCAAGAACUUAAACACCCCAAUUUCAGCACAGCAAGUGGCAAGCCUCAAUCGAACAGGAUCGACAUACCUCAGCGUAGACCGAAGGAACAUGACAACGAUGAGGGUUUUGAGGAGACGCAGAGCCUUAUGUCAGAAUCUCCUAGUCAGGGAGCUUCAUCAGGUGGAAACUACGAAACAGACAUCACUGAUAGUACGCGUAUUGUCAUCGAGGACUUCACCGAAGGAAAAAAACACAUUUAUAAGACGAAACUCGCCGAUAAACCAAAGGAAAAUUUGAGGAAAGAACGCGAUUUGAAGCCAUCUUCUAAAAGGACCACAGUAGUUCAAAAGGAGGUGAAGAGAUCUGCUUCUAGCGGAGUAACACGGACUAGGACUCCAUUGGACAGGAGUUUACCCAUACGGCAGCAAACUCAGGAAGCCAAAAAGCCUGUUACUCCAGUACGUUCUGUCAACUUGAAGAAGGUGGACUCCCAAAAUAGCAUCACAUCGAAAAAGCCUACCAAAGUCCAGCGUUCAAACUCCCGGAACAGCAUAGUAAGCUCGAGGAGUUCUUUGAACAGUUCAGCAUCCACCAAUACCGUCAAAAGGAAUCCUUUAAGAAGCAGUGCUACCAACGUAACGAACCCUAAAAUCGUUAUCACUUCAAGAAGUACAUCUGUCAGGGUUCCCCCUAGUACCGUUAAUAAAGUGCCUUUGAAGAGAGUUUCUUCAGUUAGUAGCUCAAGCGGUAGUUCUAGUAGACCGCCAAGGCCUCAGGGGCAGUCCUUCAUGAAGCCUACUACUUCCAGUACGACAAAAAUAAAUUCCACCGUAACCCCAAACAGAACAACCGUUAGGUCAAGGAAUUGAAGAAUCACAUUUAGGAUAUUAAUUAUUUAUUCGAGAAUAUAAUACUAAAUUAGGGCAUCGCUAAUUUGAAUUGGAUCUAAAAGUAAUUCGGUGCCUUAUAAUAUAAUGGCUUAUUUAGCCGAAGAACGAGUUUAAACAUUCAUUCCACUAAUGAUAAUUAUCUUAAAUUAUAUUUUCCCUAACAAGAUUAUGUGCAAUACAUAUGGUGAGACCUCUAUUGAUGAUUUGAACGCUCAGUUAUAACUUUAAUGAAAGUGAGUACUUGCUUUUCGAAUUCGCUUCAUUUUUGACAUACAUAAUAUAUAAAAAGAACAUAUUCACCUCUUUCAUUUCAGGAUACAUCGACAAUGAAAUAGGGUAGUUCUGAUGCACAUAUUGUUUAGGUUAAUUAAGUCUAUGGUAGUUCAAACGAUCAGAAUUCCAAAUUUCCCCUACUAUCAAUAAAUUAAUGAAUUUUAAAGUCAUUAGAAGUAAUGGCAAAGUAAUCAUUACACAAUGGAUAUCAACUAAUAUCGUCAUUUAAACUCACUGUGAGCAAUUAUUGAAAUAGUAUUCAAAGAAUAUUUCUUAAGACUCAAGCACAAAAUAAUUUCUGGAUAAUAAUUAUUACAGGCGAAAUAUUCUAGUAAAAGUAUUCACAGAUUAAGUUUUUAAAAAACCCGGAAGAUCUGCAAUUUAGUGCAAUUACUAUUUAUCUAUUUUUGCAACUUUUGAGAUUAGUACACAAAAUUUUAAAAUAAACUGUAAUAUACACAAAAAAUGAAAGUAUUGAUCAGUGCUUUUCUUUUAGUGCUAAUGGGUAUUGAACAAUAAAUGUACGAUUCCAAGAAAAUUUUAUUAAAAUGUUUAGGUCUUCACAAUCAAAUAAUUCAACACAUUAAAAGUGUAGAAGAACGUCUUAGGAACUAGAGUUUUGCUCAGACUAUUUUCACAAUUCUUAUUAAUCUAAUUCUAAAUUUCACUUAUACAUUAUCGAAGUUACAUAUAAAAAAAUAGUUAAUGGUAAUCUCUUUCUCAGUUCAUAUUCAGUAUUACAAUUAAGUUAAUCAGCUAAAAUAAAUUAAUCGAUGCUACUUAUCAAUCUCGACUUACAACUCACUUAAUAGUUAGGACAAUUAUUAUUAUAGAUCUUUUUUAUUUUUAUAUGUAAUGAAAUAACUAAUUUAUAUAUUCAUUUGUUACCAAAUAUCCAACACAAAUAGACAAUUUAUUUCAGCUGUCUUCUUUUUUUCUAUGCAACCUUGUAAUAUUUAUCACCAAACCAUUCUCCAUGAUCACUGAGGUAU
This is a messenger RNA of Harmonia axyridis, 6446 nucleotides long. Its product is annotated as inverted formin-2. Bases 490 to 5160 code for a protein of 1556 amino acids. Lineage: Eukaryota; Metazoa; Arthropoda; Insecta; Coleoptera; Coccinellidae. The record is from RefSeq and is a predicted model, not a curated record. Gene Ontology annotation, biological process: cellular component organization. Gene Ontology annotation, molecular function: actin binding. The transcript is spliced from 27 exons.